AGAAAGAAACUCAAUUGUUCUGUUCUAUUCUCUCCUCUCUACGAAACGUCUCUUUCCUCCACUACACAAAAUUGAAAAUUCCCUCUCCCCUCCUCUCUCUCUCCUCUCUCUAUAUAAACCAUUUCAGCUCCAGUGUUUUUCAUUUUACGCUCAAUUCAGUCAUAAUUCCGUCAAACUCUUUUCAACCCAAAAUUCUUGGAGCUUUUUUGGUCAAAGCUCCUCCAUGGGAUAUCAGGUUUUGGUGGCUCUCGCGCUGUCACUCGUGGGUGGACUCAGUACUUCAUUCGGUGCACUUUUAGUAAUUGUCAAUGAGACUCCGAAUUUGAAGAUGCUCGGGCUUUUACAGGGUUUUGCUGCAGGUCUGAUGCUAAGCAUAUCACUCCUAGAUUUGGCUCACAAUGCUAUCAACUCAAUUGGUUUUUUAAAAGGCAAUCUAUGGUUUUUUGGAGGUGUCAUAUUCUUUGCUAUCAUUGCCAAUUUUAUUCCAGAACCAACUCUUGCUCCUGUUUCGAAGAAAGAUGAAGGAGGCAAGGACACUUUGAAAAAGCAUCGCCGACAAGUUUUAUUCAGUGGGAUAGUAACAGCAAUAGGCAUAAGUUUACACAACCUUCCAGAAGGAAUGGCCGUGUUUCUUGGAUCAAUGAAGGGCCUUCGUGUUGGUGUGAACUUGGCCUUGGCCAUUGCCUUACACAACAUCCCAGAGGGUGUUGCUGUUGCGCUUCCUGUUUAUUUUGCAACACAGAGCAAAUGGCAGGCAUUCAAGUUGGCAACGCUUUCCGGUUUAGCUGAGCCUUUGGGUGUCGUAAUUGUAGCCUAUCUAUUCCCAAGCAGCUUGAGUCCUGAAAUUCUUGAAGGCCUGCUCGGAUCAGUUGGUGGAGUGAUGGCUUUUCUAACUCUCCAUGAGAUGCUGCCCUUGGCUUUUGAUUAUGCGGGGCAGAAGCUAGCCGUCAAGGCAGUGUUUUUAGGAAUGGCCUUCAUGUCUGCAAGCCUUUACUUUCUUGAAAUCAGCCUACCACAGGAGAUGAGCUUUUAGCUGUAAUCUACGGGUCUUGUCCAAUGUUAUUCUCGUCUUGUACAACUCGGUACUGCCACGAUAAGUAACUGGUGCUGGAUACCGUACUGAGUUCAGAUCGCCGUUAAUAGAUCAUACGGUUUCUAUUGAGAGAUCUAAACCAGUCACAAGUUAGUUACAACAGUAAAUAGUUAAUUGUGGUAUUUGUGUAAUUAGUUGAAGAAGAUAAGGGUACUGAUGUAAUGAGCCUCUGUGGCUAUAUAUAUUCCUGUGUACUGUCAAUUAAGCUUAUCAAUGAAAAUAUCCCUUUUUAACAAUUUC
Messenger RNA from Pyrus x bretschneideri (Chinese white pear), 1333 nucleotides. Its product is annotated as zinc transporter ZTP29-like. Gene Ontology annotation, molecular function: zinc ion transmembrane transporter activity. The transcript is spliced from 12 exons. Gene Ontology annotation, biological process: zinc ion transmembrane transport. Gene Ontology annotation, cellular component: membrane. Bases 224 to 1033 code for a protein of 269 amino acids. Lineage: Eukaryota; Viridiplantae; Streptophyta; Magnoliopsida; Rosales; Rosaceae. The record is from RefSeq and is a predicted model, not a curated record.